This is a messenger RNA of Fusarium falciforme, 1824 nucleotides long. RefSeq lists its product as hypothetical. The transcript has 2 exons. The coding region runs from base 1 to 1824 and encodes 607 amino acids. Gene Ontology annotation, molecular function: transmembrane transporter activity. The record is from RefSeq and is a predicted model, not a curated record. Gene Ontology annotation, biological process: transmembrane transport. Lineage: Eukaryota; Fungi; Ascomycota; Sordariomycetes; Hypocreales; Nectriaceae.
AUGGGUGUCCUUGACAGGAUUCGCGGUCGAAGCGCCGCACCUACAGACAACCCCAAUGGUCCCGAUGAAACCACCCAGCCGACCAAGGUGCCGGAACAAGGCGGCGUCUUGGAUUCCGGACCAUCGUCCACCGACUUGAGCCUGGAGGAGAAGAACGAGAAGGAGGUUAUCGAAAAUGGUGCCAAUGUUACGGCUAACGCUCCGAUCGGUAUCCAAAAGGCUGAAGCCGCGGCUCUGGUGUGGUCAAAAACGACCGUUUAUAUCACCUACGCUUGGAUUUGGGUCUGCUUCUUCAUGCUGGCCUUCCAACAGUCGAUCCUCAACAACGUUACCUACUACGCCUACUCAGACUUCCAGAACGCCCCCCAGAUUGCCACCGCCCAAAUCCUGUCCUCCAUCAUUGGUGGCGUCCUCAAGUUGCCCAUUGCCAAAAUCCUCAACCUUUGGGGCAGAGCCGAGGGCUUCCUCAUCGCUGUCGCCGUCUACCUCCUAGGCAUGAUCAUCAUCGCCUCUUGCAAUGGCCCUGACGGCUAUGCGGCAGGCUAUGUGCUAUACUGGAUUGGCUAUUACGCCAUUUACUUCAUCAUGGAUGUGUUCGUUGCCGACACGUCGGGUCUGCGCAACCGUGCCUUUGCCUUUGCCUUUGUCAGCACGCCCUUCAUCUGCACGGCUUUCACAGGUCCUCUUGCGGCUCAGUCCUUCAUCAAGAAUGCAUCUUGGCGCUGGGCGGUGGGUGCCUUUUGCAUCAUCAUGACCGCUGUCUUCGUCCCAUUGGCCAUCGUCUUCAAGUUCUUCCAGAUGAAGGCGGAGAAGAUGGGCCUGUUUGUGAGGACGCUAAGCGGUCGCACCACCACUCAAUCCAUCAUCUUCUACCUGCACGAAUUCGACAUCAUUGGUGCAUUCCUUCUUAUUGCAGCCUUUGUGUUGUUCCUUCUGCCCUUCAGCCUUACCAGUAAUGGCCGUGCUGGCUACUCCUCGGCCACUUUUAUCGCCAUGGUCGUCAUCGGCUUCCUCCUCUUCUUCGUCUUCGCCGCCUGGGAGAAGUAUGGUGCCCGAAGGCACUUUAUUCGGUGGGAGCUCUUGAAGAACCGAACUGUACUUGGAGCUUGCCUCCUUGCUGCUAUUCUGUACUUCAGCUUUUACUCUUGGGACCAAUACUUCUACUACUUUGUCCAAGUUGUCUACAACCUCGACAUUUCCGAUACGGGAUACAUGACCCAGAUCUACAACAUCGGGUCUUGUUUUUGGGGUGUCGUGUUUGGAGUCUACAUCCGCCACACCAAGCACUUUAAGUAUGCCUGUCUCUUCUUUGGCCUCCCUCUGAUGUUUCUGGGAGCAGGCCUCAUGAUUCACUUCCGAGGUGAGGACGACGAUAUUGGCUACGUCAUCAUGUGCCAGAUCUUCAUCGCCUUUGCCGGCGGUACUCUUGUCAUCGGCGAGGAUAUGGCUGUCAUGGCCUCGGCUGACCGCGACGGCGUGCCCAUGAUGCUGGCCCUGCUCAACUUGUUUGCCAGUCUCGGCGGAGCCAUUGGCUUUGCUGUGGCUAACGCUAUCUAUACGAACACAUUCCCGGACGCUCUUCAAGACCGGCUCCCUCAGGAAUCGGCUGCUGACUGGUCUCUAAUCUACCUUGGCGGUGCACAAACUCAGAUGCUGUACCCCCCCGGCAACGCCACGCGUGAUGCCAUCAACUACGCCUGGGGAUACAGCCAGAAGUACAAUUGCAUUUCCGCCACCGCCAUUCUCGUCCUGGCCAUCCCUUGCGUUGCUGUGUGGAAGAACUACAACGUGAACAAAGCUCAGAACAAGGGAACUGUGAUCUAG